Molecule: messenger RNA, 1922 nt
Organism: Budorcas taxicolor (takin)
Lineage: Eukaryota; Metazoa; Chordata; Mammalia; Artiodactyla; Bovidae
Gene: MTHFSD
Product: methenyltetrahydrofolate synthetase domain containing
Exons: 9
Coding region: 37-1251 (404 amino acids)
Cellular component (GO): cytoplasm
Molecular function (GO): RNA binding
Source: RefSeq, a predicted model, not a curated record
CCGCCGAGGGAGGUGUCGCGCACUGACAGCGUCGCCAUGGAGCCGAGGGCGGGUGUUUCCAAACAGGACAUUCGUGAGCGGAUUUGGGACUACAUGGAAUCACAAAAUUUAGCUGAUUUUCCCCGGCCUGUUCAUCACAGGAUUCCCAACUUCAAGGGCUCUUACCUGGCUUGCCAAAACAUCAGAGACCUCGAGGUUUUUGCCAGAACGCAGGAACUUAAAGUGGACCCUGAUAAACCACUGGAAGGUGUCCGGUUGCUGGCGCUGCAGAGCAAAAAAACAUUGUUGGUUCCAACACCACGACUGAGAACGGGGUUGUUUAAUAAGAUUACUCCACCCCCUGGAGCAACUAAAGACAUCUUGAGAAAAUGUGCCACCUCUCAGGGCGUGAGGAACUACAGCACUCCCGUGGGCUUGGACUCCAAGGUCCUUGUGGACUUGGUUGUGGUGGGGUCCGUGGCUGUUUCUGAAAAAGAGAUUGUCCGAAGAUGCUCAUCCCCAGAUCUCUCUUUGGAAGUGCAUCAGCCAAAGCCACGUCCUUCCUUCAGCUGGAGAAUUGGGAAGGGAGAAGGCUAUGCCGACCUUGAAUACGCCAUGAUGGUGUCGAUGGGAGCGGUCAGCCAGGGGACGCCAGUGGUCACCAUCGUCCAUGAUUGCCAGGUCGUUGACAUACCUGAAGCACUCCUCGAGGACCACGACCUCACUGUGGACUAUAUCCUCACUCCAACUCGAGUCAUCACCACAGGGUGUGAGCGCCCCAAGCCAGCGGGAAUCGCAUGGUCCAAGAUCAGCUGUGAGAUGCUGGGGAAGAUGCCCAUCCUCAGAAGCCUGCGCCACCGAGAAGAGCAGGCUGGGAAGGACGUCACCCUCCAGGAUGGGCCCCGGAGCCCUCCGGGCGCCACCAGAAGCCCUCAGGACCUGGCCCCACCAGAACUGGGCUCUGUGCCUCCCAGCUCUGUUCAGAUUGGGAACCUCCCCCGGGAUGCCAGGGUGAGCGAGCUGAAGCGGGCCCUCAGCGCACUGGGCGUGGCGCCCUCGCGGCUCACCUGGCAGGGGCCGCAGCACAGGGCCUUCCUUCACUACCGGGACCCGGCCGAGGCCCAGCAGGCCAUCGCCUGCCUGCAGGGCUUCCGCCUGGGUGCCAACACAGUGAGGGUGGUGCUGGCCAGGCAGCAGAGAGCCAGUGAUCUGGUGGGUGGCCACACCACAGAGCCACUCCCUAACCAUCGACCGGCCAUUGCUGGCCCAUGACGACAUGCCGCUCCGGUCCCCAGCGAACUUCUGAGCCCAGCAUAGCGAGCUGUGGUGGAGCCGUUGCUGCCUGAGCUGCUGUUGAAUUCGGUCCUUUCUGGGAAGUCAGAGCUUCAAUUGCUGCACAGUGUCUCCUGGGGGCAGGAAGUCAGCCCGUGAGGCGCUUGGAGUCUCUUGGAGGCAGGAAGUUCAUAUUCAGGCUUUGGCGCAUCCUGGUCCUUCAGCCUGCGGAAUGUCACAGCCCUGCUGGUCUCUUGGUUGAGGGGACUGAGUGGGCAAUAAACGAACAGAAGUAAAUUCUUACAGCAGUCUAGGGGGUCUGCGUUCUGAACUUGAGAGGCAUGGGGGAUUAAGAGGAGGUGGACAGACGAGUCUGCCAGGAGGGGCCUUGGCAGGCACCAGCUGCAGAGGCACAGCAGGGUGGAGCCAGAAGUGACCCUUUUGUUCCUAGCUUUUUGGCCUCGCACUGCUAGAGGGAAAAAGGUGCAGUCAACCUGCAGAAGCCAGGGGGUUCAGUCCAAUCCCCAGGGCACAGUCUGCUCAUCUCAUCUCAGCCCUGAUGCUGGAGAUGGCGGCCAGUCCAAUGGGACCCCCUGGCCGUGUCGUCUCACCUCUGUCCCCUCCUCACUGUUGCAGCCGGGCUCCUCCCUCUGGGUGACCCCACCCCCACC